Myotis myotis is the source of this 681-nucleotide messenger RNA. RefSeq names its product SREBP regulating gene protein-like. Bases 16 to 681 code for a protein of 221 amino acids. The transcript has a single exon. The record is from RefSeq and is a predicted model, not a curated record. Gene Ontology annotation, biological process: positive regulation of SREBP signaling pathway. Lineage: Eukaryota; Metazoa; Chordata; Mammalia; Chiroptera; Vespertilionidae.
CGCAUCCGCACCGGCAUGGUGAACCUGGCGGCCAUGGUGUGGUGCUGGCUCCUGCGGAAGCGGUGGGUGCUCGCCCUGGUCUUCGGGCUCUCGCUCGUCUACUUCCUCACCAGCACCUUCAAGCAGGAGGAGAGGGCAGUGAGAGAUCGGAAUCUCCUCCAGGUUCAAGACCAUGAUCAGCCCAUUCUGUGGAAAGUGCAGUUUAACUUGGGCAACAGCAGUCGGCCCAGCAACCAGUGCCGGAACUCCAUCCAAGGGAAGCACCUAAUCACAGACAAACUAGGAUACGUUUGUGAAAGGAAGGACUUGCUGGUGAAUGGCUGCUGUAAUGUCAAUGUCCCGGGCACCAAGCAGAACUGCUGUGAUGGCUGCUUGACCAACAGCUGCUGCAGCGCUUACGAGCACUAUGUUUCCUGCUGCAUGCAGCCCAACAAGAAACUUCUCCUGGAGCGCUUCCUCAACCGGGCAGCAGUGGCCUUCCAGAACCUCUUCAUGGCAGUGGAGGAUCACUGUGAAUUGUGUUUGGCUAAAUGCAGGACCUCAUCCCAGAGUGUGCAGCACGAGAACACCUAUAGGGAUCCCAUAGCAAAGUAUUGCUAUGGAGAGAGCCCGCCCCGAGCUCUUCCCAGCAUGAUGGGCACAGUGAUGGGCACAGAACACUUUCCAAGCGCAUGCGGCUAA